Messenger RNA from Cotesia glomerata, 2424 nucleotides. RefSeq lists its product as uncharacterized. The record is from RefSeq and is a predicted model, not a curated record. NCBI's taxonomy places the organism in Eukaryota, Metazoa, Arthropoda, Insecta, Hymenoptera, Braconidae. The transcript has a single exon. The coding region runs from base 1 to 2424 and encodes 807 amino acids.
AUGAAGCCUUCCAAAACGAGUAUCCCGAUUAUUGGAGUAGGAAGUGUGCCUUCAGGAUCAACGAAGGGUGCUGUUGACAUCACUUUACGAUCUAAUCAUUCUGAAGACCAGAUUGAGCUUCAUGCGCACGUACUGCAGUCUCUUACCGUCGAACUGCCUCCAGUCGUCAUCGCCAGUCAAUCCUGGAAUCAUAUCUCUGAUUUGGAACUAGCAGAUCCAGAUCAUCUAUCACCAGGUCGAAUUGACGUCCUCAUUGGAGCUGACUUUUAUGGCUUAAUCAUUAAGCCUGGCGUAAUCACUGGAAAACCAGGUCAGCCUAUCGCCAUUCAGACUGUCUUUGGAUGGGCAGUUCUAGGACCUGCUGGUCCAUCUUCUAGCACCUCGCCUGCACAUCAAGGUCACCUAAUCUCAAACCUGCAGCUUCACGAACUCGUCUCGAAAUUCUGGGAGCAGGAAGAAGUUCCAGCGUCUCACCAAGAAUCUCUUAGUGCUGAAGAAGCCGAGUGUGAAGCACACUUCAUCGCCACUCACUCUCGCGACAGCUCAGGUCGCUACAUCGUGCGAUUGCCCUUCAAACCCAAUGCUCCUCCGCUUGGAUACUCGAAAGGCAUUGCACAACGUUCGCUAUCUCGCAUUCUCAAUCGCAUCGCCCAACAACCAAAUCUUCAUCGACUGUACACAGAGUUUCUCACCGAGUACGAGUCCCUGGGUCACAUGGAGAAAGUUCAACCGUCAACUGCUUCAGACGUUGUCUAUUACCUCCCUCAUCACGGAGUGAUGCGCAAUAACAAAAUUCGUGUGGUGUUCAAUGGCUCUAGUAAGACAACAUCAGGCUAUUCGCUCAACGAACUGCUUCAUGUCGGUCCCAAGACUCAGAAUGACAUCUUCGACGUGCUGUUGUAUGUCCGUCGCCAUCGCCUCAUCUUCACAACUGACGUAGAAAAGAUGUUUCGCCAAAUUCUCAUACAUCCUGAUGAUCGCAAGUUCCAACGCAUCUUAUGGAUUGAUAAUAACUCACAGAGCCAAGAGUUCGAACUUACCACAGUUACAUACGGAACUACAUCAGCUCCUUACUUAUCAGGCCGCACCCUGAGACAACUACUGCUAGACGAAGGUCACGACUUUCCUUUAGCUGCUGAACCGAUCGAAAGGGGAAGUUAUGUCGACGACAUUACUGGCGGUGCUGAUGAUCUCGACUCUCUCAAUGCUAUCGCAAAACAAGUUGAAGAAAUGUGUCUACGAGGAUGCUUCCCUUUGGCAAAGUGGAAGAGCAAUCAUCCUGAUUUCUUCAAAAUUAAUCUAUCUUAUCAACCAGGUUCAGAGUAUCAUGAAUUUAACGAGUCAUCCUCCAAGAUUCUGGGUCUAGCCUGGCAGUGUGCGCCAGAUCUGCUCAAGUUCACUGGUCAGUCCUCACAAAAGGCAGCUAUCACCAAACGCACCAUCUUAUCCGAAACAGCUCAACUGUUUGAUCCUCUGGGCUUGAUCUCGCCAGUCAUCGUCCGCGCCAAAAUCUUAAUGCAAGAUUUAUGGCAACAAAAGGUCGGAUGGGAUGAUACUCUCACGCCGCAAAUCAUUCACCGCUGGACGUCGUUUCGCGAUGAGCUAUCUCAGCUAUCUCAACUAGCAAUUCCUCGGUGGCUCAAUCUACUCACUGAUAGCUCGGAAGUCGAGAUACAUGGGUUUUCAGAUGCCUCUCAAGCUGCAAUGGCUGCUGCUGUUUACCUCAAAGUAACGACUUCUAACGGCUCAUCAACAGUAACUUUAGUCUGUUCAAAGACUCGAGUUGCACCUCUUCAUCGUCUCACAAUUCCACGGUUGGAAUUAUCAGCUGCUUUGCUGUUAUCAAAACUAGUCUCUCGUGUUCAGUCAACUCUCCAGCUCCAACAUGUUCCUGUUUCAUUGUGGACUGACUCCGCUGUGACUCUGGCCUGGAUUAACAGUGAUCCAAUGCGCUGGAAAGAGUUCGUAAAGAACCGAGUUCAAGAGAUUCAGCAAACCUCGCCAAACGCCACCUGGAGAUUUGUCUCAGGAAAACAAAAUCCUGCAGAUUGUGCUUCUCGAGGUCUAACACCUGCUCAACUCAUCAACCAAAAACUCUGGUGGUCUGGACCCGACUGGUUAGCCCAACAGAGUCAUCUUUGGCCAUCUUUCACGGCAUCAGAUGAUCAACUUGCUGACAUCGAGAUUCGCCCUAGCACAGUGCACGCAUCUUCAAGUACCAAGCUGCCGUUUGAUGUCCUAUUCUACGAAGACAGACCUCUCACAAAGCUGUUACGUGUCACAGCCACGAUUCAGCGAGCAGUGGCGUGUUUCAAGAGAGUUCCUGCGUCCAGCUUGAGCUCUUCACCUCUAAACCCUGCUGAUCUUCAAUUUGCUUUUGACGUUCUGGAUCAAAUCCACGCAGCAAAUCUACUUCGCCAGUGA